Oppiella nova is the source of this 1809-nucleotide messenger RNA. NCBI's taxonomy places the organism in Eukaryota, Metazoa, Arthropoda, Arachnida, Sarcoptiformes, Oppiidae. The record is from the annotation of a GenBank genome assembly.
CUUCGUGACAACAACGAAGCGAUGGCCGAAAGACGCUUCACUCGCCUGAAGGCCUCCCUCUCGGAAACUGCGGCCAAAACUCGAGAAAAUGUGUCGCGAGAGUUGCGCCAAUCCAUGGUCGAGGACGCGACGGACGGCUCUGACGUCACGAACGCCGCGAACGACGACUCCUUCGACGCCUUCUGUCCUCCGCUCGACUCGACUCCGCUCGCGAUUCCCGACAACGACUUCCAAGUCCGCGAAGUGGCGCCGCACGAGACGUCCGGUCCUCCGCCGCAAUGCGCGUCAGUGUUGGCGCGCGAGAGUUGUCGCCACUUAUGGGAAGAGCGCCGGCAGUUGUGGUUCGCGUCGGAAGCGCUCAACGGCUCGCUCUUCGAGUGUUUCGCCGAUUGGCGCGUCGGUCGCGAUCUGCGGCCUCACGUGUUCGCGACGGCCGACCGCGCCCUCGACGCGAAGACGGUUCUGCGGGAAACGGCGUGUGUUAUGAACCGAAUGAACGGAUUUCUGUCGCUUUGGCGCCAAAACGACAACUGCUUCCUCUCGUUCUUCAGAGACCGGAAACGCCAACAACUGAUUUGGACACAAGAAGUGACGCAAGAAGUGGUGAAGAGAGACGAGAACGCGCUUCAACUCGACUGCCAUUGCAUUGAGUUCUCCGGCGAUGACGUCAUCGACGACUGGAUUCAAGACAUGAAUGAAAACCGUUUUGACGCCAAACGCUCUCUCGCGCGCAUCCGACGCUCCGAUUGGUCGCACGUCGACCGCUUCCACCGCAGCCACGCCCACCACAACCUCUUCCACGCCUACGCCGAUCUUCACGUGCGUCGCGGGGCCUUUGCCCGCUUGCGCGCGACUCCCGACUCUUCGGACGUCUCGUGUGUCGUCUCCUCUGUCGCCGUUCGCGUCGUCUCCGCGCGACUCGACGUCAAAGAGAGCAAAGACGGCGUCCUUUUUGUCAAAAUGGCUCUUUUUGACGCCAAAGCGGGAAAAGUGUCGCAAGAGUUCCGCUUUCGGGACGCCGUCUGCGACCGCACCGCCCUCUACAACGUCACGCCCGGCGGAGACCUCUAUCUCGUGGUUCGCGUCGAGCGCUGCGCCCACAAGACUUCGCUGCGGCCGCAGAGCGCUCACCGCGAGCCGUUCGCGUGGUCGGCGCGACCGCUCUUCUCGGCCGACGGCGCUCUCAUUUCGGGCGCCAUUUCUUCGCCGCUCUUCAAAAUGGAUUCAAACCGAAUGUCCGACGAUUACGUCACGCAAUCGCUCAACAAUCAGAACCUCAUGCGAAACAACACGACUCUCGGCGGACAUCUCGUCUCCCGACUCGACCGCCGCUCGAGCAUGUCCGACGAUUACGUCACGCAAUCGCUCAACAAUCAGAACCUCAUGCGAAACAACACGACUCUCGGCGGACAUCUCGUCGUCAAUCUCGAGCUCGACUCGAGUCCCGACUCGACCGCCGCUCGAGCUGUGCCUUCGUUGCGUCCGCCCGUCGCGCCCGUCGACGCCUUCCGUCACGUUCUGUACGUCUUUCCCCUCAGUUUAAGAUACGACUCGCAAAAAGUGUUUCCAAAAGCGCGUAAUCUUUGCGUUGAACUCCAAGUCCGCGAUUCUGAUGCCGUCGACGCGCGCCCUCUGCCCGCCCUCCACGACGACGCCUCCCCCGAUGCCGCCACCGCCGCCUCCUCGGCCGCCACGCGCCACAACGUGAACCCCGACUUCAACGAGGAGUUCAAAGUCUCGCUUCCGACUCAACACUCGGAGAAACUCCAUCUUCUCUUCACAUUCUUCCACAUCUCGUGCAAGAAGGAG